UGUGAGCUUCUCUUUACAGUUGCAUAUCAAACACGGAAUUAAUAGCGAUUUUUCCCCCUUUAAUGAUAUUAAUGGAAUAACGUACGUGUCGUAACGUGUAUCAGCAUGUACAGUGGUCUUCUGCCCAAAGGUUUGACAGAAGACGACCUUAGUCCGGAUGACCAAGAAGAACAAGAGGAGCGUGAAAAUGAGCUCGUGGAAGACAACGAUGGCUCCGUUGCCAAGACACCUACGGUUAUCGAUGCCAAAAAUGAAACGACAAGCUCCCUGCCGGGUAUUUCACAGGAAAUGUGGGAUGUAUGUUUUAGUCUAUAUACUGCUUAUCAAAUUUAACGUGCUACGAAAGAAGAAAGAAGAGACGAUGAUGACGAAAAUCCCGAGGAAAAAAAGAAGAAAAAGACAAAACAAGAAAGGAACCAAAGGCGAACAGCCAGCAGAGACGAGCAGAGAGCGUCAAGAGGAGUUGGAGAAGCACUGGGAUGGGCUUAAGCAAUAUUUUGGUGUAAAUGAUCGAUUUCAUCCCCCUGCAUGUUCUAAACCCCCACCAAAGUCCGGCCUAGAAAAGAGCAUAGAGAAGGCCAUCGCUGAAGGGGACACUGCAAAGGCGGAGGAGAUGAGCGACAGACUCGCCACUCGAGAGCUGGCUGUGAAAAUCGCCGAAGCCACUGAUUGCCGUGACUUUGUGCAGCGCAAACAGGAAGAGGACGCUUUGAGGGCAGCGAAGAAAAGGAAGAAGCAAAUAGCUUGGGGGUUCGAGGCAAAAAAACGCUGGGAAACCAAAAGCAACAUGGGCUACAUGUGAGCAAGAUUUCAGGAGUGAAGAUUUCUUUUAUUUUUUUUAAUUGAAUAAAACUCAGUUUGUUAUGGCAAACUGAUAUGAUUUAGUUUUAUGUUUUUGCACAGUUGAGAGAAUUAACAGCCGCAAGAGUGUGUUUAGCUGAGGGCGGAAUAGAAAAUCCAUCUGAAAGCGCGAAAAAAAAAAUGGGACAUUUAAAUUAAUUCCCUAGGCGUCCAUUGGAGUCUGCAUUGUGUUAGUUUUCCAUUACAUUUCAGUGAUUUGAGCGUUCUGGCCUUCAAAUUAAAUCUGCUGUACAUUACUGGAUGAUGCGUUUAUUUAUUGCUGUAAAGUGGGUUAAUCAUGAAGGCGCUCCUUUCUUCUCCCCGGGAAGAGAAAGGAAAGAUUAGGCCCCUAAUGCAAUGUACAGGAUAAUGUGCGAUAGGAUUUGUGUGAAGAAAAUGAAAUUUGCCUGCUGUAAAUUGUUGUUAGCUAACAUAAACUGCAAGUUUAGAGAGCGGCUGAGUGUGGGGGGGGGGGGGGGGGGGUGCGCCAGAGACAUGAAACGGAGGCUUUGCUUUGCUGUUGGCCGUCUCCCAUGCUGGGAGACAUACUAUUGUUUCUGCUUCUGAACAACAGGCACGCGUUUCUUGAAGCCUCCACUCGGCGCUCUUUGUGCGAUGAGCGCUCUUCAGCAUGUUAACUAGUCUAAAACUGUGACUUUGAUCUUUUUUUUUCCUGCGCUUUUGCCUACCAAGCUGCUUUUAAAUGAUCUUUCUGAUUCUUGCAACUGUUAAUUCUAAACAGCUUUGGAAUAAUUACUUGUAUUCAUAAUGCUUGUGUAGUUGUUUUUCUAACGGUGGGAAAUAAUUUCUUGCUUUCAGGUGCUUGAGGACUUGAAAUGGGAAUUGAAAUUGAAACAUAAUUGGGAUUUAGUAUUCCUUUCAUGCACGAAAUAUUUUGUGUGUGCGUGUGUGUUAGGCUGACAGCGUACUAAAUAGCUAGCCAGUAUCCACUGUAGUUUGGGGCCAUUUAUGAUUACAUCAGGUUUAGGUUUUCCCCCACAAUGUUUUUGAAAAAUAAAAAAAAAAUAGAAUUGAGACGUAACAUAUAUACGGUAAAGAAGAGCCCGGUUGCCCGCCAGGCUUAUAAAGCGCUGGGGAGACAUCCUGACAUUGCUAGGACAGAAUUAUACCCAAGCAAUUUUAAUGUGCUUCCAAUGCUGUAAAUUGCUUAGAAUAUGUGCUAAUUAAUCCAUUAAUUAUCUCUGUAAUGCGACGUGAGUCAAAACUCUGUUAAGCACAUCAAAGUACAACAUGGGAUUUUUCUUCACUUUGAUGACCGCAAUGAAAAACAUCAAUUGAGGAAACUUGAGACGUUCAAUUAACAAUAUGAAUUGUCGAGCCUUCAAAAGUUGUGAUGACUUUGUCGAUCACACCGACGAGUAUGUUGUGCGGAUCCCAAAAAGUACUUGAAAUAGCACCUUAAUAUGAUUGUACUCUUUCCUCCACCAUUUUUCUUACAAUCUCUAUAGCACUAUUCACUAUUCUAAUUAACAAGUAAUUAGCAAAUAUGCUGGCGCUAACAACAUGAGGUGUCUGAGGGAGUCCACCUAAAUUAGAAGUGAUUUGCAGUUGCCAUGGCAAUAAAAUGGUGUACACCUUUUUUCUUAUUCCAGUAAAAGCCAAAUGACUAUAGCCUGCAUGAUAUGUUCGAAACACACUCUUGACUGGUGAAGAUCUGCAAUAUUAAGAGAACAUGUUUUUUAAAAUAAUAAUAUUAAUAGUAUUUGCCUUAUUGGCCCGAAUAGACGGCCUUGAAUAUAAGACGACCCCCUCUUUUUCAAGACUCAAGUUUCAAAAAAGACUUUUUGAACACCGAAUUAAUUUUUAUACAGAAAAUAAUUAUAGUACAUCUGAAACAAAUGAUUAUUACAAUAUAUUUGAGAGAAAAAGCAUGUUAUUUUGUCUCAUUCAAAUCUUAAUAUCUGAACAUUUAAAUAUGUAAACUAAAGUGCAAUCACAUUCGUAAAUGAAUGGUUUAUUUACAUUUCAAAAACCAGAAGCCAAUCUAUUUUGAUAAAACAACAAAAUUGCAAUAACUGCAUUAACCAUCAAAGUGAAGUUUAACUGUAGUCUUGAAACAAAUCUGAAUAAGGAAAAACAUUGCAAUAAAAUAAUGCAAACUGGUUAAACUAGUAGCUGAGAUCUGUCAUGACAGAACAUUGCUUCACUGAUAUCUGGCACCAUCUAGCGUUGUGAAUGGGUAUAACGUCUAGACCGCGAAUAUAAGACGACUCCCACUUUUUCUGUCUUAUUUUAAAGCUAAAAACACCAUCUUAUAUUCAGGCCAAUAAGUCACGGUUCGGUACGUACCUCGAUACAGGGGUCACGGUUUGGUAUGAGUUUGGUACAACUGGGAAAACCGAAAGCCUUUUUUUAUCACAACAUUUGAAAGUUACAAUUUGUUGUAUUGGCUAAAAUCAUAGUAAAAUGUAUUCAAUAGUCCUUUAUAAACCCGAAAGGUCCUCAAAGUGCUUUACAACAACGAAAAAUAGUUCAUGAUAAAUAAAAGGCAGGAAAGUAUUAUACAAUAAAAUUAAGAAAAAACAAAACAAAAACAACACACUGGGUUAAAAGUCAAAACAGAAAAUAAAACAGAUGAAAUCCGAAAACAUUAAAACCCUUAAGAAACAUAACCAGGCUACCCGGAUAAAAGGAAGGUCGAAAAAAAGUGGGUCUUUAAUCGCAAUUUUUAAAAAAUGAUGCAGAUUUCAGGAGGCAGUCUAUUCCACAACCUGGGGUCGGACAAGAUCAAUCACACCACUGUUUAAGUCUCGACCUUGGAACUUGCAGAAGAAACUGGCCUGUAGAAUGAAGAGCCCUGCCAGAGGUACACAGGGUUAAAAUCUCCGACAAAUAAGGAGCCUGGCCAUUAACAGAAGUAAAAACAAACAGUAAAAAUUUAAAAUAAAUUCUAAAUAAACUGGAAGCCAGUGGAGCGAUGGUAGAAUGGGGAUAAUAUAUUUACGUCUGGGUGUAAAACUAAAAAAAACAUCUCUUAUUUAGGUGCAAAAUAAAUAGGCGAAAACAUCAAACUCAAUGUGUUUUUUCUAACAUUCUUAAUUCAAAGUUUAUGUGCAAAAAUGGACAACACACCCUUUUUUGUGGGGAUCAACAGAUUUACCAGUAAGGUAAGGUAGCACUCGCCAACUGGCAACCUUGGUAAUUUUUUUAUUUUUUCUGGGAUAAAAAUAAAAUUGUCAAUUUUGGCUUACCCACAGUUAACUGUAAACCAUUACAAGUGAACAUACACUCCCACAUAAGAUGUGUCUGCCGUCUAUUUUUAUAUUGGCUAAAAUAAAAUGUGCAAAUAGUUCCAAAACUGGAAAAGCCUCUCUUGAAAAAGUGCAAAAAUAGAUACUCAGUGUUUCAAUGACUCAAGACUCAGAUUAGAACAAAAUAAAACAUUUCCUGAUUUGAAAAUAUAAAAUAAAUACCCUUCAAAAAGUGUUUGUAAUAGUUGCCACUCUGUACAUUCGCCAUAACUUUCCAAGUAGUGAUGUAUGAUAACUUUUCAUCUGUUUAGGUUUGUCUUCUUUUUCUCGAAAUGUCGGUUGUUGGUUUAGGCGCAUUACCUCUACCGCCCCCUGGAGUAAAGUCGAACUCUCCGACAGUUUUUUUUUUUUUUUUUUUUUUACUCAAAUGUAUUAGCUGUCUGAUUGCGUGCGCCGAACUGUGAUGCCCGUACAACGGUACAGGACGAAUACAAUACCGUUACACUGUUAGUAUUUACCCUUCCACAUAGACUUCACUAUCAUUUGACGAGACGGCUCUUACAGACAUUGCGCCACGGUUUCCCGUAGGGGGCAGGGCCAGGCAGAUCUUCAGGCUGCUUUUUCUGCGAUAAACACAAGCUGCAUUCUACCGCCGGAUUUAGGUGGAACAGGACAAAAGUUUUAGUGCAUAAAAGCAGGCAGGAGUGUCUCAAGAGUGAUUUGGUCGAGGAUUCAAAGUAAUUAUUAUAUAAAAUGGCACCAUGCAUGCACUUGGAAACGUGAAAAAAAUGAAUUGAAAAAAUUUACGUAGGUUUAGCUUGAAAUACGUUUUUACAUAAAAUGAAUGAUAACUGCCCAGUUUUUUGCUUUUAACCAAGCAUCCAGACUGUUUUACGUUCAUAUGUAGUAAUUCCAGGAAUUACGUAUUUAUUGACAAAAAUUUUCAACUUAAAAACUUUGUUUUGUGAUGGCCGCCAUGUUGGAUUUUGUAUCCUUACACAAUAGCAUAACUUUACAUUCAAAUAAACUGGCAAUUUUUGUUCAACUGCCUGUUUUUUUUCCCCCAAAAAAUAGUAAUUUAGAUAUUUCUGCGUCCAUCCAAAAACAGUUAGGCUUUUACGUGUUUUAUUUUAUGUAACAUUUCAAUCUAAAAAAUGACGAGGGCCAGAUAGCCGGCAAGACGUGCUGAGGCAAUAGUGACAUUAGAAUUCAACCUAAAUAAGUGGUGAUUGUAUUUGGCGGAAAACAGACAAGGCUGAAAAAGCAGUUUCUGCUCUUGCACCCCUCUUUAAAAUAUACUGCAGUAUUUUAAGCCAAAAGAACUGUUGUGUUUGGUAGACCAACAUGUCUAUAUGCUAUCAUUGCGGAUUCAUGGCGCAUUAAGCCCCUGAACUAUUUUUAAUAUGUGCGUUUUACCCUGUAGACCCCCGUUUACAGACGUCGUUCAACCGCUUUUGUUUCAACCCAGCCAUAAAAAGAAGGUAAGUAAUUAUAUUUAUUAUUCGAUUAUUUAUUAUUAGCUCAGAAUCAUUAAUUAAAAAAAAAUAAUAAUAAAAAAACGGCUUCAUAAAAUUAUUCACUCGCAUAUUUUAAUUUAAUUUAACUUUUAAACAAAUUACGUCACAAUGGAAACAGUGUCUGUAAAUAAGUCACGGAUAUCUACCUCAUAACUAUCGCUUAAUUGUAUUUUUUUUUGUCACUGUUGCAUUUCCUACAAUAUUUUAGAUGAUAAAUAAUCAUUCCAAACAAAGAAACAUUGAAAAAAAAAAAUCUUUAAAAAGGUAAAUAAAUGAAAAAGAAAAUCUCGACCACUCCUUGAUGUCUGUGAUUUCUGCAUCACUACCCUUGUUAUAUUACCAUGUUUCACCGAUAAAAUCCACCGAAAAAUCCGGCUGUGGCCAUUCAUAGCUGUGUCUUGAAACCCGGUGAUACAUGCUACAUGGAGUUUUUGGAUCGAAAAGAGGUAAGUAUGCGAUAAUAUCUUAUUAAAAUCAUGGCAUCUUCAUGCCCUCGCAUGCUCACUUCCAGGUAGGGUUUUGCUGUUUAUUUAUUUUUUAUAAAUGCCCUCCUGUUCAAAAUUCAAAAUUUUUCUUCCCCCUAAAAAUUUAGAUUUUAAGCUUUCCAAUGAUAUAUCACACAUGCAUAUAAGACACAUUUGAAAUUUGGCCAAAUAGGGGGUUUCAGAGCAGAGCUUCAAGUCACCUGAGUAUUUUCCGCCAAAUAGAAAAAUACAAAAUUUGAUUUUGUUGAGUAAAGUUAAAAUGAUUCUGCAUGCUUUCCUCAAUUUUUUAGUUUCUGAUGUGAAAAUUGACGGAUUUAUUAGCUGUUGAAAACGUGUCAAAUUAAAAAAAAAAAAAAUUUAGUCACUAUUUCGGGCAAAAACGUGAAGGACAUGUUAAAUUUUGCUAUUGAUACAGAAAUUAUAGAUUAUCUCUGCAUUUGGUGAUUUUUGUGCAUGUAGCGUAAAAUCUGACAAUUUUAUAGCCAUUUUUUGUUAUACUUUUGUAAAAAAAAUAUAUAUAUAUAUAUAUAUACAACAAAUCUGGAUUUUAUUAGGGAACGACUUUGAAUUUUUUGAUGCCGCUGCUCACGGAGACUAAUAUACUGCAUAUCUAAGGAAGGUGCCUGUUUUGGUUUUAGGUCGCUUUAGGCUGUGGUUUUGAAAAUAUUUAUAUAAUAGAGUUAUAUAAUACAGCGCCCCAUUUCCCGUCAACUGAUAGAGAAGUCUAUGCCUUCCCUAUUCUUUGAAUUAAUUUUAAAACUUAACCAUUUAAAGGUCACUCACUUAACUCAUUGGCUACCAUUGGCAAACAAGAAAGUAACCCGAAAUUGCCCCAAAACUAACAUGACGUAACCCAUAGGAGAGCUAGUUUUCUGGCUAGUAUUGCUGUGUUAGUCAGGGAGUUUAAGUCCUCUUAAUGGGACACCAAUAACAAUGAUGAAUGAAUAUCAUACUUAAGCACCUCCCCUCUGAUCACAUCAAGGGAAAAAAAGGCUAAACCAACAAAAUUCAAAGUGUAUUUGUUUAUAAACGACUUUAAAAAAAAAUUUUAUGCCGCUGCUCACGGAGACCCAUAUAUAUCUAAGCAAGGACGUAGGUUUGGUCUCAACAUUGGUAGGGACAAUAUAACAAUAACCUGCAGGUACACUUUUUGCUGAGGACGGGACCGAACAGAUUAUUGAACAGUGGUCAGAGCCAUAUUUCAUACGAAUAUGAACUUAAUUAAGAGGUCACGGAACCGUGGACCUCGGUCCGGUUCCGGACCCCCAAGCCGUCUGGACUGGAUCUCAAGCUGUCGCGACUAAUAAACAUUGCAACAACAAAAAUCAUUUUUGUCUGCGGGUUUGCAGAGCGGAGGUGGGCAACAAACAAAAAACAUAGCGGUGACGUGCGUGAGCCAGCCAAUGGGAGUGAAGCAUUUGAAAGUUAUUUUUAGAACAACAGGUUGGAGUGACAGCCAAAAACUGAGCCGAAUGAAGUUGGAGGAAGAGGCGAAAAAGGUACGGCAAAUGGCGUGCUCAAAACUACGCAAGAUUGAUGCAGAAAACAGUGUUUAAGGAGGAGUGGACCAACACAUUUUUGUUCAUUUUACCUGGCGGCAGCACAAGACCGCUAUGGCUCAUCUGUUCAGAGACAAUAGCACCUGUAAAGAGCAGCAAUUUGAAAAGGCACUAUGAGACGAAGCACGCAGCUUUUUCGCAAAGUUUCCCUAUGAACUCUGCCAUCCGUUCUCAAAAAAUAGCGGAAUUAAGGGCUCAAUAUGAUCGCACCUCAAGGCUCAUGGUUCAUUCAUUCACUGCACAGCAACGCGCAAAAGAAUGCUCCCUCAGAAUAGCGUGGAUAUUGGGUCAAAACAAAAAGUCUUUCAGCGACUCACCGAUUGUCAAAGAUUGUAAGAGUGCAGUUGCAGAAACUUUGCUUCAUGGAAAGCAAAAAGAAGAGGUCUGUCAAAAAAAAAAAAAAAAAAGCAAGUCCCCCUGUCAGCAUCCACAAAAAAAAAAAAAAAAAAGUCUUGAAUAUGCUCUUAUGUUGCUAUUUAAUGAUUCAAUUAAAGCAGUUUUUUAGUUUUAUGCACGUUUUAUAUUUUAUUUACAUUUUUUAAUGUUGUAAUUAUCAGCAUGACCACGUAAAGAUACGUUUGUA
Molecule: messenger RNA, 8196 nt
Organism: Corythoichthys intestinalis (scribbled pipefish)
Lineage: Eukaryota; Metazoa; Chordata; Actinopteri; Syngnathiformes; Syngnathidae
Gene: fam204a
Product: family with sequence similarity 204 member A
Exons: 7
Coding region: 158-802 (214 amino acids)
Source: RefSeq, a predicted model, not a curated record